This is a messenger RNA of Parascedosporium putredinis, 1548 nucleotides long. The record is from the annotation of a GenBank genome assembly. NCBI's taxonomy places the organism in Eukaryota, Fungi, Ascomycota, Sordariomycetes, Microascales, Microascaceae.
AUGAUACCUCCUGCGCUUAGGUCGCUAUGCGCCGGCGGAUUGGCCCACCGAAUCCCAGCGCGACCGCUGGUGUCGCAGCUUCAACCGUGGACCGAUGUCCGCACGCUGCGUCGGGAUGCUAAGCCAUCCCGCAUGGUGCUCUCGAAGACGGUCGCCCGUUCGCCAUCAGACCGAAAAGUAAGAUUCAACAAGAAACAGGCGGAGGGCCCCUUUGGGGGUAUGAACCAGACCGUCGCGAGACUACCUCCCAAACCCGGCAAGGCUGGUAGUGAUCCGGCCAAGACGUUUGGCUCCCUCAAGAAGUCGGACUCGAGGAAAGCGAUGAAGAUGCACAGGGCGCUGGCGGUGGUUUCAUAUGGGAAGCGAAUGUCGAUCAAAGCGCGGAUACAAGACGUCGAGUCUUUCGAUCAGUUCAACCUUUUGCCGCAGGUCAAGGAGGCCCUGUGCAAUGAUGCGUUGAAGGGCAUGGUGGACCUGAAGCCCACGCCCGUGCAGAGGCUGGCAAUACCGGAGCUCCUCGGUCAGGGACAUCAAAGGAUGAAGAAUCCGCCAAAGGAGUUCCUUUUGGCCGCGGAGACGGGCUCGGGGAAGACACUUGCCUAUCUCGUACCUGCCAUCAACGCGCUCAAGCUCGCCGAGGCGCAGGAUCCCGAGAUUCAGGACUAUAACAAGCGGUGGAAGGAGGAACAGGCUCGGGCCAAGGACAGCACCCUCAAGCAGUCCCCGUUUGACGAACCGCAUCCCACGAUGGCGCGCCCGAGAGUUGUGAUCCUUGUGCCGACUGCGGAACUUGUUGAACAGGUUCGCUUGGUUGCCAGGUCACUGUCGCAUGUGGUCAAGUUUAGAACGGAGCCACUCUCAGCAACUAAGGCGGCCGACCAGAUACAUCGCAACCUGUACUCAACGCGCGGAACCGAUGUUGUCAUCUCCACCCCGCAUCUUUUCGCCUCUAUUGCCGAAUCGGACCCCAACGUCCUCUCUCGCGUCACGCAUCUUAUUAUCGAUGAGGCGGAUUCUCUUCUCGACCGCAGUUUCUCCUCCGUCACGACAAGCAUCAUAGACAAAGCGAAACCUUCAUUAAAACAGCUCGUCUUCUGUUCCGCAACCAUCCCCAAGAGGCUCGACAGUUAUAUCUCACAAGAAUACCCUGACAUGGUUCGAAUUACGACACCGAAUCUCCACGCCAUCCCCCGCCGUGUGCAGCUCGGUGUCAUUGAUGUUUCGAAGGAUCCGUACCGAAACAAUAAGAAUCUUGCGUGUGCCGAUGCCAUCUACAGCAUCGGGCGCGAAUCCUCCCGCCACGAGGGACCCAUUAAAGAUGAGAUUGACGUCCGACGAAUUCUCGUGUUCGUGAACGAGCGCGAAAAGACCCAGGAGGUGGCGGAAUAUCUUGUUUCAAAGGGUAUCGACGCCAUUGCCCUGCACCGCGAUACUUCGGAGCAGCGCCGCUCCGAGAUGUUGAACACAUUCACAACCUCUGAUCCCAUGCGCAUUCCUACCCCGAAGCUCCUCCGAAGGGUGUACGAUCUCUCCCUAAUGUCAAGGUGA